UGGAAGAGUUUAUUUGGAAGAUAGGCGGAGACGGAAUAGGUUCGAAUAAAGAAACGAUACGGAAGAUGUGGCGCAUGCGCUCGUGUCAAUUCUUUGGCCAUGGAUGAUUUUCGUGUCAAACUGGCAGGAGUGACAGCAGAAGUUAUGCUGUUGCUUCUUUCUGAUGACGAAAUGAGAUUUUUUUCGUCUGGAGAGGUUGAAGAAGUUGUGGCCCCCUUAUUGGGUGAAGAGCGCGUAGCCAGAACUCGCAUACUUGGGUAUGUUGAAAGGGUUGUCUGGUCAUACGACGACUACACGUUUAGAAGGCAUUUUAGAAUGACAAAGCUGACGUUUAACAUUGUGUUGCAAGUUAUUCAGAGGUAUAUGGGAAGGGAGGAUGAUAGCAGGCCUGGUCGACCAUCUGUUUCAACAGAUAAGCAGUUGUUGUUAACUUUGUGGUAUCUUGCUAACCAAGAAACCAUACGAAGCAUUGGGGACAGAUUUGGUGUGUGUGAUGCAACUGUCCAUCGUACUGUUCGAAGAAUGAUGACUGUUGUCAAGGAAGCCAUCAUGGGUGAGCUGGUGGUCUGGCCAACUGGUGACCGAGCUGAAGCAGCCAUUGAGGGUUUUAGGGCACGUUGCGGAGUGAAAAAUGUGAUUGGAGCUAUAGACGGCUGUUUGUGA
Molecule: messenger RNA, 663 nt
Organism: Corticium candelabrum
Lineage: Eukaryota; Metazoa; Porifera; Homoscleromorpha; Homosclerophorida; Plakinidae
Exons: 2
Coding region: 100-663 (187 amino acids)
Source: RefSeq, a predicted model, not a curated record